AUGAAUGGUCGUUCGAUAAACUACGAUAACUUGAAUGGGAUUGGAGCUGGUCGGGCACCUCCUCCCGUUCCGCCGAAGCCCAAAAUGAACAUUGUACGACCAACUUCCAUGUCGCCACCACCGCAAACAAAUCAACUGGCAAUCGAGAAGGAUUCACCCGGCUUCGCACCAUCUAUCACUCGUGGCAGCCUGUUCACUGCUGCGAAAAAGGAGGAGGUGAUAAAGUUCUAAAC
This is a messenger RNA of Strongylus vulgaris, 233 nucleotides long. The record is from the annotation of a GenBank genome assembly. Lineage: Eukaryota; Metazoa; Nematoda; Chromadorea; Rhabditida; Strongylidae.